This is a messenger RNA of Vitis riparia (riverbank grape), 1662 nucleotides long. RefSeq names its product probable disease resistance protein At4g19060. NCBI's taxonomy places the organism in Eukaryota, Viridiplantae, Streptophyta, Magnoliopsida, Vitales, Vitaceae. The transcript is spliced from 2 exons. Gene Ontology annotation, biological process: defense response to other organism. Gene Ontology annotation, molecular function: ADP binding. The coding region runs from base 77 to 1438 and encodes 453 amino acids. The record is from RefSeq and is a predicted model, not a curated record.
GUUGAACUGUGUCUCCUUCUGAAAAAAUAAAGCAGAAGUUGUUAUUCUUUGGAAUUGGGAUUGCGUGAGAGAGAAAAUGGAAGAAUUGUUGGAGUUUUUGAUGGACAAGUGUAGCAAGGGAUUAGAAGAAGCAAAGGAGAAAUGCGUCGAUCCCUCUCUGAAACAUGAAUUAGAAAGUAUUCAAGGCGUUUUGGGUUUGCCGAAAUCGGAGAACAGCUCAUCCACACCGCUCAAAUUGAAGGAUGAAAGCGUAAUGAAGGAUAAACUCUACGACCUCAUCUCCACGCUCACUGACAUCACCGUAUCCCACACCCACAACCGCCCUGUCCGAAUUAUCUGCUCUCCGCUUCAGAUCCGUUCUCGCCGCAAAACCCAGAAGAGACAUCUCGGGCUAAUUAAGGCCGCCCUCCAGGAUCAGCUGGGUCAAGGUCAAGGACCCACCGACGGCUCACCCGAUAGCAAGGAAGAAGAUGGCCGAUUGGGUACCUGCUUCACAUGCUGGAUCAGUAAAAUUAUGACCGUCCCAAAAGGAACCAAGAACAACUCACCGAAUCAAAAGGGAGCAAAUGGUGCAGGGUCAGAUCCCCCCGGUAAAGGAACCAACGACCCCUCAUCUAAUGAAAAGAAAGACGAAUGUUCUGGCCCAAAGACUUCGCCAGAAAUUGAACGGGAUAAUAUUCUGGACUUCGAAGAUAAGCGGCAAGAGAUUGAAGACUGCCUUAAUGUCCAAAAUAGAGGAGGCCACAUUGAAAUUGGGAUUGUUGGGAUGUGUGGUACCGGUAAAACUACUCUCGCACAAUUGGUUUACGACAGCAAGAAAGUGAUUGAAGAGUUUGAACACCGAAUUUGGGUCAACUUGCCCCAUAAAUUGAAAUCAAAUGACGACACAUACUUUGAGAAGAUUUUGAGUGUCAUUUUGAAGCAGUGUGGCGAAGAAGCCCAGUAUAAAAAACAGCAGCUGUUGCGCAUUAUUCGCAACCGUCUGCUGGGGAAGAGCUACUUGCUUGUUCUGGAUGGCGUGUGGAAUGCAGACAUGGAUUGGUAUUUCGAGUUAGGCAAGGCAUUGGACUGGCACUACAAGGAUGGUGAUUUUGGCAAUGAUGGGAGUAAGAGUGCCGUCAUCAUCACCGCUAGACUGGAGGAGCCGGCAAAAACAAUGGUGGGAAUUUCUGCUUUGCACCAUAUCCACCCGCAAGACUUGAAGGAUACUUGUUGGUCCAUAUUCAUUAAUCAAGUUAAGCGAGAGAUUCGAGAGGAUGAUCCGAUCUUGCUAGAAUUGGGGAAGGAUACUCAAUUGAGCAAUGAUAUUAAGGAGCAGUGUGAUGGCCUCCCAUUAGCCGCAGUGACAUUGGCAACAAUCAUUCCCGACCUAAUCCGCCAGCAAAAGGAGCAGGGUGCAGCAGCCCAGCCAGGGUCUUCUGUGGAGGUCCCCGCAUGAGCGUUUGGCUUUCUUCCCCAAAUCCGUUUACCUCCUUUUUUUUUUUUUUUUUUUGGGUUUUGUUUCCUUCCUAGUCAAGGUCAUCUGGAGAACAUAGAAUUCCACCAUAAACUCUCUUAAAAUUGUCUCAUCAGCCUGUGCAAGUAGUGACGCAGAAGCUUCCAUAAGGCAUGGAGUGGAAAAGAAUAUCAACCCAUAAAUUAAUUUUGGAUAAUUUUAUUUAA